Molecule: messenger RNA, 1929 nt
Organism: Peromyscus eremicus (cactus mouse)
Lineage: Eukaryota; Metazoa; Chordata; Mammalia; Rodentia; Cricetidae
Gene: Pax9
Product: paired box 9
Exons: 4
Coding region: 161-1189 (342 amino acids)
Biological process (GO): regulation of transcription by RNA polymerase II; anatomical structure development
Molecular function (GO): DNA-binding transcription factor activity, RNA polymerase II-specific; RNA polymerase II cis-regulatory region sequence-specific DNA binding
Source: RefSeq, a predicted model, not a curated record
UCCCUUUACUCUUUCCUUUGGCCCUCUCGUCGCCUCCUCCCGGGGAGAAGCCCAGGCACCCUCGACUUGGAGCAGCGACAGGUCGGCCUAGUGAAAGCGAGAGAAAAGUUCCUUUCUGGGAGUGCGGAACUGGGGCCGGGUUGGUGUGCUGCUCGGAGCAAUGGAGCCAGCCUUCGGGGAGGUGAACCAGCUGGGAGGAGUGUUCGUGAACGGAAGGCCGCUGCCCAACGCCAUUCGGCUUCGCAUCGUGGAAUUAGCCCAACUGGGCAUCCGACCUUGUGACAUCAGCCGCCAGCUACGGGUCUCGCACGGCUGCGUCAGCAAGAUCCUGGCGCGCUACAACGAGACGGGCUCGAUUUUGCCCGGAGCCAUCGGGGGCAGCAAACCCCGGGUCACCACUCCCACUGUGGUGAAACACAUCCGGACUUACAAGCAGAGGGACCCGGGCAUCUUCGCUUGGGAGAUCCGGGACCGCCUGCUGGCGGACGGCGUGUGCGACAAGUACAACGUGCCUUCGGUGAGCUCCAUCAGCCGGAUUCUGCGCAACAAGAUCGGCAACUUGGCCCAGCAGGCUCAUUACGACUCGUACAAGCAGCACCAGGCUGCGCCCCAGCCCGCGCUGCCCUACAACCACAUCUACUCCUACCCCAGCCCCAUCGCGGCGGCGGCCGCUAAGGUGCCUACACCACCUGGGGUGCCGGCCAUCCCCGGCUCGGUGGCCAUGCCGCGCACCUGGCCCUCCUCUCACUCUGUCACGGACAUCCUGGGCAUCCGCUCCAUCACCGACCAAGGAGUGAGCGACAGCUCCCCCUACCACAGCCCCAAGGUGGAGGAGUGGAGCAGCCUGGGCCGCAACAACUUCCCGGCCGCCGCCCCGCACGCAGUGAACGGACUGGAGAAGGGGGCCUUGGAGCAGGAGGCCAAGUACGGCCAGGCACCGAACAGUCUCCCAGCUGUGAGCAGUUUUGUGUCAGCAUCCAGCAUGGCUCCUUACCCUACUCCAGCUCAAGUCUCACCCUACAUGACCUACAGUGCUGCUCCUUCAGGUUAUGUGGCUGGACACGGAUGGCAACAUGCCGGCAGCACCCCACUGUCCCCCCACAGCUGUGACAUUCCCGCAUCGCUGGCUUUCAAGGGAAUGCAGGCAGCCAGAGAAGGGAGCCAUUCUGUCGCGGCUUCUGCACUCUGAUGGGAACUUCCGCUUACAGCCCCUUCACGGUCUCCUCUCUCAGCACGUCCUCCCCCUCUUCACAUCCCCACCCCUCCAGUGGUCCAGCCCUCUGGCCUCAAGAGCUGGCUUUAUGGAUUCAUAACCUCUGUGCUGAUGACACUUAAAUAUCUCUUGUCGUAAAUUCUUUUUAUUUUGCAGGAAAUCUGGCAUAACUUUAGGAUUUAAAAACAAAAGCAACUCUAAAGAUUGAAUGAGACAUUGUGUUGCCCGCACACUGUUUUAGCAUAGUGAAGAAACCUGUACCCCUCAAAGGGCUUAUGGGACUUUGUAGACCUGUCUUUGGUAAAACCACACAUGUAUAUUUAUUCUAAAUCAACCUGAACUUUUGAAACGUGCAAUUGUUGAGAUUUUGCAAAAUCAAUAAAGGAACAGAGACGUAGAAAAAAAAAAUAAGCUACGUGAUACCCUUUAAUCAAAUAAUGUGACCAGAUAAGCCUUAAUUCACCAUUGGGAAGCCAAUCAGUAACUGACUUGUGUGAUCUUUUGCUUAUUUUUAAGAGAUGACAUAUUUUGUUGAAAAAUAUGUGUAUUACUCAAGCAAUAUCGGAGAAUUUCCUCCUUUUGGUGUGUUGACUUGGUUCCUAAUACAGUAAUGUUUAUAUUUCUAUUAGCUUGUAAAUAUGGACUGUGGAUGGUACCUUUGCGUCUUCAUUCUUGGGAUAACCCUCCUCAAACACCACCCCGUCUUUUUUUUUUUU